Messenger RNA from Lolium perenne, 1114 nucleotides. RefSeq names its product zinc finger protein 8-like. NCBI's taxonomy places the organism in Eukaryota, Viridiplantae, Streptophyta, Magnoliopsida, Poales, Poaceae. Gene Ontology annotation, biological process: response to gibberellin; trichome morphogenesis; trichome differentiation. The record is from RefSeq and is a predicted model, not a curated record. Gene Ontology annotation, molecular function: DNA-binding transcription factor activity.
CCUGGCUCCUACGUACUUCGGUCCCUUAGCUUGUCCCUCCCCCCGGCCGGCCUGCAAACGCCCGGCCGCAUUUUCGUCUCACCAGCACCAGGUCACCAUAAAACCACACCACCCCCUCAGUUCUUGCACAUACACACCACACAAACACAAAGAAAGUUCAGAUAAUUUACUGUCUGCCAUGGCCGCGCCGCAUGGCAUCAUGCACGGCGUCGACUCGUUCUCGCAGCUGCCGUUCGUCCGCCCCGCCGCUCUGCUGCCGGCCGACGCCACCAUCCGCCUCUUCGGCUGCGACUUCUCCAACGAAGGACAAGCUAGUGGCCAUCCGCCCAAGAAAAACGAGGAGGCCGACAGCACCCUGGUUGCCGACGUGAGGGCUGCGGCUGCGGCGGCGGCGGCGGCGGAGGGGGAGGCUCGGAAGUUCGAGUGCCACUACUGCUGCCGCAACUUCCCGACGUCGCAGGCACUCGGUGGCCACCAGAACGCGCACAAGCGCGAGCGCCAGCACGCGCGCCGGGCGCACCUCGAAGCCUCCCUCGCCGCGCACUACCUCCCGCUCACGCCGGGGCCCCACAUCUACGGCGCCCUCUUCGGCGGUUACGCCCACCACCAGGCCGCCGCGAUGCCAGCGCAGUACCCGGUGUGGCCAGGGGCCGUGCCGGCGAUGUACGGCAACGUGGCCCGGUCGGCAGCGUACGGCGGCAGCAUGGCCUUGCCGGGGGUGGUGUGGAGGCCGGCGCCGGUGAGGAGUGGCCCUUUCGUGGCGAGCGGCCAGCAGGACGAAGCGACGGCAGCGGCGGGGUCGGGAGAGGUGCAUCUUACUGAUGUGAAGAUGAGCGUGGUAACGUCGCUGCCGUCGUGCCUGACCGGCAGGUCGCCGACGGAGAUCGGCAGGUCUGAUAUGAUGGGGCAGAAGGAGGGCGUCGUAAGCCUGGAUCUUUGUCUGUAGUUCGUUGCCUACCUCAACUGUUUAGGUUACCUUUUUAUUCGCAAAAAAAAAAAAAAAAAAAAAAACUGUUUAGGUUACCUUUGUCUUCCUCAGGUCGAUCACUCUGUUUAGCCUACAGGAGUAUAUUUGUCAAUUGUCAUCGAGGGCGUUUAUCUUGUUUCAUCAGUG